Messenger RNA from Paramormyrops kingsleyae, 1919 nucleotides. RefSeq names its product ribonuclease P/MRP subunit p25, b (gene rpp25b). Gene Ontology annotation, biological process: tRNA 5'-leader removal. Gene Ontology annotation, molecular function: RNA binding. Gene Ontology annotation, cellular component: ribonuclease MRP complex. The record is from RefSeq and is a predicted model, not a curated record. Lineage: Eukaryota; Metazoa; Chordata; Actinopteri; Osteoglossiformes; Mormyridae.
GUAAGGCACAUGUCCCAGGCAUGACAAGAGGCUGGCCAGAAGGAGCCGGGCUUUGAGCACAGAGCUUCCAUCUCCUGGGAAACACCUCCUGCUUACUGCUGAGCAUCCCUGGAGAGGGUAACUAAUCUCCCCAGGGAGUCUAUGCUGGGAAUCUAUGGGGCUCCAUCACACGGUGGAGCGGUUUGCAGGAUGGAGUCGCCGUGCCGUCCUGAGGUGAGCUACACAGAAACAAUUACUUUCAAAAGUUGGUGAGGACAGAUUCAAAGUUCAUAAUAAGGAUGGGAAACAGCAACAUUGUUUCAGAAAGACAGUAACAGUCAGUUUGAUAUUCAUCAGGAGGGUUCAGGCUUCUGACGAGGAGCAAAUUGUUCGGCAGAAAUUUUUCCACUGCCUCCUUUCAUUUUUUUUCUCCGCUGCUCCUUUGAGCGUGAGAUUGAGUUGCCCCGCAAGCACGGCUCUGUAGAGAAAGUGUCGACGUUGCACACAUGAGGUCUGCUCAAGUCUGAGGCAGAAAGCUUUCUUCCUUUUGACUUCAAAUCUAAACACUCCUCUUUCUGCUCUCAUCCCCAAACGCUUGUCUCGGAAGCCCUUUGUGGUGCCUGAACAUCUCUGGGACCGUUGUGAUCUCUCGUUUACUCACAACAAAAAGGAAAUAAAAUACAAGUAAGAUAACGACAGAUCUGUGUAGAUAGGAAUGAAUUCUCAGAAAGGCACUGAUUCAUCUGUGAGCUGACUUUCAUCUGAGAUAGCGUGGAGAACUUGGGAGAGUGACUGGAUCAGAGGAGCCAGGCGCCUGGAGCCAGGUGAGAAGCUCACAGAUCACUUCAACAUAACUCAAAGAAGAGGCUCCCAUCACAACACAUUUCAUUCAUCCAGGAUGGAGCUCAGCAUGUCUCCGGACAUUCUUCAUGCCUUCCAGAGUCCAAACUCCGGAGUUCACAGCCAUACCAGUGCACACGCAUCCCCACCCCCCCUCGCCACCACCGUGCCCCCGGCCACCCCUGUCAAGCCAGCAUUAGCAGGUUUCCGAAAGGUGUGCCGAACUGAGGACCCCAGUCCCAGCCCCUUCCAGGGUUUGGAUGGGGCUCUGGAGAUGCGCGUCAAGGAGGGCAGCAAGAUCCGGAACCUGAUGGGCUUUGCUGUGGCCCGCAUGCAGGAGGGGGGGCCAGGCGGGGGCCCACGGCAGGUGGUGUUCACCGGUUCUGGCCGCGCCGUCACCAAGACCAUCACCUGCGCCGAGAUCAUGAAGCGCCGGCUGACCGGCCUGCACCAGCUGACCAAGCUGCGCUACCGUGCCGUGCGGGAAGUUUGGGAGAGCGGUGACGGCCAGACCACCGUCCAGCGCGACGUCCCCUCCAUCAGCAUACUCCUGUCCAAGGACCCACUGGACCCCUUGGAACCGGGAUACCAGCCCCCUGAGGACCACAGCCCCCUGUGGGUGCCUGGCUGUCGCAGGGAGGAGGAGAUGGAGAUGGAGAAACCCUCUCAGGAGGCACAAAAGAGACCCCCAAGUCCCGACUCACUCCUCAGCACAAAGAGGCCAUGCCCCGGUGUGAGAUCACUGGAGUCGACCUCCUGACCUGCUGACCCCCAGAAGACGGAGCAGAACCAGGCUUGAGCGUCACCUAUGGCAAACUGCGGUCUGCCUGCCACUCAGCACGUACGGGAACGAACAGAAACACUAACUAUAGACAGACAAGUCCUGUAGCACAUGCUGCUGAACCACAGGACACCACUGCGCUUUCUGUAGGGUUCGGCUGGUGUCGGCAUGGUAACAGAACUAUUAAUCUGUUCCUUUUGUCAAAAAUGUGUUUCAGGCAACGUGACCCCAGAACACUCCUUAAACACAUACUGAGUGUAUUUAUUUCAAUUUCCAAGCAAGUAUCUACUCAGUCUAGACAAUUUGUACAAUUCAUUGU